UUCAUUUGCUGUCCGGCUGUCGCUGCUUUGUCUGCUGAGGAGUUCCUUCUUCUUCAUCCCCUGGACACGGAGAUGGAAGAAAAGAGUAAUAUGACUACGUUCUCCUGAGCCUUUGGUGGGCCUGUGAUUGGAUCAAUGGCUGUGAUUGCUCCUAGUAAAGAGCUUCUCCAACCACCCAUCUCCCCCAGAUGCCACGUGUUGCUGGCUGGAAAACCCAAGUUCCAGAUGGCCAAAAAUCCAAGGGCGAGAAGCUUUUCACCUUGGUUGAGGCCCACAGAGCAAAGAAGCUAUGGAUUGGUGAAUUGUAGGAGCAGUAGACAAGUCUCAGCCUUUGGUGGAGGAGAGCUGUCCAUUGGGCGGACCGUUGCAGACAUCAAAACCGCUCUUUAUCAAUCAAUACAAGGCAUCAAUAGAGGAAUAUUUGGAGUCCCAUCUGCAAAGAAGAGUGAAAUAGAAGGGCUGGUGAAGCUGCUAGAGUCCCACAAUCCAACUCCUCAUCCUACUGAAAAUCUACAAAUGGUUGAUGGAUGCUGGAAGCUUGUGUACAGCACGAUUUCAAUCCUCGGAGCAAAAAGAACAAAGCUCGGAUUGCGGGAUUUCGUUAGUCUUGGGGAUUUCUUACAGGCCAUUGAUGUUGCUGAGAGGAAAGCAGUUAAUGUGAUCAAGUUCAAUGUGAGGGGAUUGAAGAUGUUAACAGGACAGCUGACAGUUGUAGCCUCUUUCAAGAUUGCAUCCAAAUCAUUCAUACAGAGAGUUGAUAUUGAAUACAAGAAUUCAACAAUCGCACCUGAUCAGUUGAUGAGUAUAUUCAGGAAGAACUAUGACAUUCUGCUGGCCAUUUUCAAUCCAGAAGGCUGGCUCGAAAUUUCAUAUGUUGAUGAGUCCAUGAGGAUUGGGAGGGAUGACAAAGGCAACAUAUUCAUUCUAGAAAGAUUGGAACUGUAGAAGCUGGAAUAUUUUGUAUUGUUUUCAAUUACAGAUUAUUUAAAUAAAGAGUUCCACAUUAAAGGG
Magnolia sinica is the source of this 1011-nucleotide messenger RNA. RefSeq names its product fibrillin protein 5 homolog. The transcript is spliced from 7 exons. NCBI's taxonomy places the organism in Eukaryota, Viridiplantae, Streptophyta, Magnoliopsida, Magnoliales, Magnoliaceae. Bases 136 to 945 code for a protein of 269 amino acids. The record is from RefSeq and is a predicted model, not a curated record.